This is a messenger RNA of Dipodomys ordii (Ord's kangaroo rat), 2777 nucleotides long. RefSeq names its product solute carrier organic anion transporter family, member 5A1 (gene Slco5a1). Gene Ontology annotation, biological process: sodium-independent organic anion transport; transmembrane transport. Lineage: Eukaryota; Metazoa; Chordata; Mammalia; Rodentia; Heteromyidae. Bases 1 to 2562 code for a protein of 853 amino acids. Gene Ontology annotation, molecular function: protein binding. The transcript has 9 exons. Gene Ontology annotation, cellular component: membrane. The record is from RefSeq and is a predicted model, not a curated record.
AUGGACGAAAGGAUUGGGCUGCAGCCCCCGGCUGGAGAGCAGCAACUGGAGGCACCGGCCACCGUGGACGCCGUCGGGGGGAAGUGCGGGCCGGAGACUUCAAGGUCUACGAGUUUACCGUCCCUGAACAGCGCCUCCUGCCGGCCGAACCCUAGUCCUGCGAGUGUAGCCGCCAAGCCAGCCCGGGAGGGUGUGCGUUCUUCGGGCCGCCGGGAGCUGAAGCGAGGCCAGAACCCACUGACACUCAGCCCCUCGGCCCCGUCCACUUCGGCAGGGAUGGCCGGGCUCGUGGACUGCAACCACAGGAUGGACGUGAGCAAAACCGUCUCGGUGUCUUCCACCCUGGCCCCACUCCAGGAGAGAAGGUGUCUCUAUGUGGUCCUCACGGAUUCCCGCUGCUUCCUGGUUUGCAUGUGUUUUCUGACCUUCAUCCAGGCCCUAAUGGUCUCCGGGUACCUGAGUAGUGUCAUCACCACCAUCGAAAGGCGCUACAGUCUGAAGAGUUCCGAAUCGGGGCUGCUGGUCAGCUGCUUUGACAUCGGGAACCUGGUGGUGGUGGUGUUUGUCAGCUACUUUGGUGGCCGAGGCCGGAGGCCCCUGUGGCUGGCAGUGGGUGGACUUUUCAUCGCCCUCGGGGCCGCCCUCUUCGCCUUACCUCACUUCAUCUCUCCCCCAUACCAGAUCCAAGAGUUGAACGCGUCAGCCUCCAACGAUGGCCUUUGUCAGAAUGGCAACUCCUCCUCCACCCCGUUGGAGCCUCCCCCUUGUCCCAAGGAUUCGGGAGGAAACAAUCAUUGGGUCUAUGUGGCUUUGUUCGUGUGUGCACAGAUUCUCAUUGGAAUGGGCUCCACUCCUAUCUACACCCUGGGACCAACUUACUUAGAUGACAAUGUCAAGAAAGAAAACGCAUCCUUGUACCUAGCCAUCAUGUAUGUCAUGGGAGCACUUGGCCCUGCAGUUGGAUAUUUAUUAGGUGGACUUCUUAUUGGUUUUUAUGUUGAUCCCAGAAAUCCUGUUCACCUUGACCAGAAUGACCCUCGUUUUAUUGGAAACUGGUGGAGUGGAUUCCUCCUUUGUGCCUUUGCAAUGUUUCUUGUGAUAUUCCCAAUGUUUACUUUUCCAAAAAAGCUUCCACCUCGACACAAGAAAAAGAAGAAAAAAAAAUUUUCCGUUGACGUUGUUAGUGAUGAUGAUGUUAUGAAGGAGAAAUCAAAUGCAAAUGAACAAGUGGACAAAAAAGUUUCUUCUAUGGGAUUUGGAAAGAAUGUCAGAGACCUACCAAGAGCAGCUGUCAGGAUCUUAAGCAACAUGACAUUCCUUUUUGUGAGUUUGUCAUACACAGCUGAGAGUGCCAUUGUCACUGCUUUCAUUACCUUCAUUCCCAAGUUCAUCGAGUCACAGUUUGGCAUCCCAGCUUCCAAUGCCAGCAUCUACACUGGUGUUAUUAUUGUCCCUAGCGCUGGAGUCGGUAUUGUCCUGGGAGGCUACAUUAUAAAGAAAUUGAAACUUGGUGCAAGAGAAUCUGCCAAACUAGCAAUGAUCUGCAGUGGUGUGUCUUUACUGUGUUUUUCAACUCUGUUUAUUGUUGGAUGUGAAAGUAUUAAUCUAGGGGGCAUAAACAUCCCUUAUACAACAGGACCUUCUCUGACCAUGCCCCAUAGGAAUCUGACAGGAAGCUGCAAUGUUAAUUGUGGUUGUAAAAUACAUGAGUAUGAGCCAGUCUGUGGAUCCGAUGGAAUUACAUACUUUAACCCUUGUCUGGCUGGUUGUGUUAACAGCGGUAAUCUUAGCACUGGGAUUCGGAAUUACACAGAAUGCACCUGCGUCCAGAGUCGGCAGGUGAUCACCCCUCCCACAGUGGGCCAGCACAGUCAGCUGCACGUGGUCAUCGUCAAAACGUAUCUCAACGAGAACGGCUACGCCGUGUCAGGGAAGUGCAAGCGCACCUGCAACACCCUCAUCCCAUUCUUGGUUUUUCUUUUCAUCGUCACCUUUAUCACAGCAUGCGCCCAGCCGUCGGCCAUCAUAGUGACUCUCAGGUCCGUGGAAGAUGAAGAGAGACCUUUUGCACUGGGAAUGCAGUUUGUUUUGUUACGAACACUUGCAUACAUUCCUACUCCGAUUUACUUUGGGGCGGUUAUUGACACUACCUGUAUGCUGUGGCAACAAGAAUGUGGCGUGCAGGGCUCUUGUUGGGAGUACAAUGUGACAUCAUUUCGUUUUGUCUACUUUGGUUUGGCGGCUGGCCUCAAGUUUGUUGGCUUUAUUUUUAUUUUCCUGGCCUGGUACUCUAUAAAGUACAAGGAAGAUGAACCUCAGAGGCAGAGGUGCCGAGAAUUCCCUCUGAACACCGUGAGCGAGCUGGUGGGCCAGCCUGACAAUGCUGAGAAAUAUGCCCGGACUAGAUCAUGCCCAGCAUUCAGCACCCAGGGAGACGUCCACGAAGAAACUGGUCUGCAGAAAGGGAUUUCAUACACAGCACAGACCUAUCCGGGUCCCUUCCCAGAAGCAAUAAGUUCCACUGCAGACCUAGGACUGGAAGAGAGCCCUGCUGACAUGUAGCAUCUUUCCUGAAGCUUGAAAUCAGAAGACUUGUUUUGUUGGUUGAGUUGAACAUGGCGACUUGAGAAACAUCUGUGCCUUCUUUUAUUUCUCUUUUUUAACCUCUAUAGACAUAAUCCUCAAACCAACAAAACUCAGUAUACACAGCCACUAUUGAUUGAGGGCUGGAUACCUCAACAAGACUGAGAGCCUUUCCCCUCUUCUCUCCAAGGAAG